Hippopotamus amphibius kiboko is the source of this 2975-nucleotide messenger RNA. It is a transcript of the gene PINX1, whose product is annotated as PIN2 (TERF1) interacting telomerase inhibitor 1. Bases 114 to 1058 code for a protein of 314 amino acids. The record is from RefSeq and is a predicted model, not a curated record. Gene Ontology annotation, biological process: regulation of ribosome biogenesis. Gene Ontology annotation, cellular component: nucleolus. NCBI's taxonomy places the organism in Eukaryota, Metazoa, Chordata, Mammalia, Artiodactyla, Hippopotamidae. The transcript is spliced from 7 exons. Gene Ontology annotation, molecular function: nucleic acid binding; telomerase inhibitor activity.
GCCGCAAUUCGCCGGGCGUGCGAGCCUCGCGGUUCUAGCGGCCCCGCGAGUCCGCUGCCGUGUAGCCGCCGUUGCUCAGUUCCCGAGGCCCGCGGCGUCACAGGCUCGGCGACAUGUCGAUGCUGGCUGAGCGUCGGCGGAAGCAGAAGUGGGCUGUGGAUCCAAGAAACACUGCAUGGAGUAAUGAUGAUUCCAAGUUUGGCCAGAGGAUGCUAGAGAAGAUGGGGUGGUCUAAAGGAAAGGGUUUAGGGGCUCAGGAGCAAGGAGCCACAGAUCAUAUUAAAGUUCAAGUUAAAAAUAACCACCUGGGACUAGGAGCUACGAUCAAUAACGAAGACAACUGGAUUGCUCAUCAAGAUGAUUUUAACCAGCUUCUGGCUGAACUGAACACUUGCCAUGGGCAGGAAACAGCAGACUCCUCAGACAAUAAGGAAAAGAAAUCUUUCAGCCUUGAAGAGAAGUCCAAAAUCUCCAAAAACCGUGUUCAUUAUAUGAAAUUCACAAAAGGGAAGGAUCUCUCAUCUCGGAGCAAAACAGAUCUGGACUGCAUUUUUGGGAAAAGACAGAAGACGGCGACUCCCCAGGACCACCCCAGCCCUGCUGCCACAGAUGGGAUGGACGCCUCCCCGACGACCACCAGUGCCUUCACCAUCCACGAGUACUUUGCCAGGCGCAUGGCGGAGCGCAGGAGCAAGGCACAGGGCACGGCUGCAGGGGCGGAGCCUUCAGAGACCGCAGUGGAAAGGAAAGCGGGGAAGAAAAGAAAGAAAGAGGCGAAAGAUAAAAAUGUGGAAAAUCACACCCAACCCAAGGCCAAGAAGGAGAGAGACCAAGUUGAGUGGCAGCUGAGAGACCUCCGUUGGGACGAGAAUUCUGAUGCUUCUGCUGAGGAUGGAGAGGGUUGUGUGGGGCCAGUCGAUGACCAGGACUCUCCCCCGAAGCCCAAAAAACGGAAAGAAAAGGAAAAGGGACAAAAGCAAGUUGAGACAGCAGAGGAUGGUACACUAGAUAAAACACCAGUGAAAAAGAAGGAAAAAAAGAAGAAAGGUUCCAAAUAAAUUCUCUGGUGCCAGGGCCUCCCAGCUCAUCAGCUGUCAGGGCGCUGCCAGGGAAAACUCCCUGGCCCCACGUCAGAGCUGGGUUCACCCCAGGAGCCUUGCACAGCCCCCGACAUGCCCGGCCUCUGCCACGUCUCGCCCUCACCACAGUUCCCAAAUCAUAUUCCCACAGCUUUUUAGUGUUCUGCAUCAUGGCUCUCAGAAACAAAUAAAUUUCUUUUUAGACUCCCAGUCCUUCACUGUAUUUAUUCACCUUCACGUGAAUACAUGGUUAUUCGUACGUGUGUGUAGGUCUCUCACAGUCUAUAUUUGCUCUUGAUUUCCUCCAGUAACAAUGAACUGUGCUUCCUUCUGAAGGACUUAGUCUAAUUAAAGGAUUAAGAGGCAAUAGUUUGCAUUCAGAUAGUUCCUUUUGUUCUAUAGCCAACCAUACGUUUUUGCCAAGUCAGUUUUAUAUGAUUACAUUCCCAAAUCAGAGAGCUGUUUUGGUCUGGUUUGGUUUGGUUUGGUUUUGAUGGGGAAAUUGUUAUUAGUGGCAGCCAUGUAUUUUGAGGUCUUCUCCCCAAGACUACAAAGUUUAAGGAGUGAGCUGAUGGUGGGGACAGUUUAACUUGCCAGCUUUCACGGGAGGUGUCUUGCAGUUCCUCAGCGAGAGUUGGUGGUCAGAUACAUUUCCAUUUGGUGUCCAUGAGGACAGAUCUGCUAGAGAGGGCUCCUCCUUAUCUAUAAUCAUUGGGCGAUCCUCAGGAGGUUAAAAAAAAACUGAGAUGCUAAGGUUACGAAAUUAAUUUCAUCUAGAUUGGGACUGUGUUGUGAAAGUUCUUAAAAGUAUAAAUAUUAUAUAAAGAGUAAACGAUACUUUCAGUCUUGCUUACACCAAAUGGUGUCACCUCCUGUGUUUAUACUGCCUCUGCCACACCCUGUCGUAUCUCCCUGUGUGCUGCUUAAACUCUCCCUGUGCGGGUUUCCCCAGAAAACUACAGACACCUUCACACCCUCUUUGGGACACAGAAUGAAAAAGAAAGUGCAUGUUUAAGAUCUAGAGGCCUCGCACUGUGGUCUCCUCUCUACUGCUUUCUUUGUUCUCUUGACCUGUCCCUUCUUUUCUUUUUCAUCCUUUUACCCUUUUACUCCCUCUUCCUUGUUCCCUGCUUAUUUUCAGUUCCCAGUUUUCUCUUACCUCUUGCCGGUUGUCUGCUCAUGGUCCUACAGACCUGUGGGGAGCUGAGGGGGUGUGGCACGAGAGGAGGCCAUGCACUGCCCGCCACCUGAUUUAUAGAUGCUCCUGGAUAACAGUAACGAAAGCUCACCACAACCCGAUGCGCUUUCAGCCUUGAUUUUAAACCUCAGGCUCACACAUUAGAUAUGAAGCAUGGCCCUGAGGUUCUUAAAACUGAGAAAACAUGAAGAAUGUUUAAUUUUAGUCUCCUAAAAAUUCCGAAUGGUGCUAAUUGUUUAAAAGGAUAGACACACACACACACACACACACACACAUACACACACCCCAUAGAUCCUGGGGUGUAGUUUCUGAGUUUAUCGUGGCCCUCAGAGUUGAGAAUCCCAGGCAAGGUCCAGUCUAAUAAAGCACCACAGAUUUUUUAAGUCACUUUUCUUCACAGAGGGCACAUGCCCAAAUUAUCUGUGCUUGUCCUAUCUUGUAUAUGGAACCAGAGUUUCAGAAUGGAAUGGGCGGGCUUCCCUGGUAGCACAAUGGUUAAGAAUCCUCCUGCCAAUGCAGUGGACACGGGUUUGAGCCCUGGUCUGGGAAGAUCCCACAUGCUGCGGAGCAGCUAAGCCCGUGCACCACAACUACUAAGCCUGUGCUCUAGAGCCUGUGAGCCACAACUAAUGAGCCCAUGCUCCACAACUACUGAAGCCUGCAUGCCUAGAGCCCGUACUCUGCAACAAGAGAAGCCA